Myxocyprinus asiaticus (Chinese sucker) is the source of this 5217-nucleotide messenger RNA. RefSeq names its product E3 ubiquitin-protein ligase NEDD4-like. The coding region runs from base 363 to 4103 and encodes 1246 amino acids. The transcript is spliced from 25 exons. Gene Ontology annotation, molecular function: ubiquitin protein ligase activity; protein binding; sodium channel inhibitor activity. NCBI's taxonomy places the organism in Eukaryota, Metazoa, Chordata, Actinopteri, Cypriniformes, Catostomidae. The record is from RefSeq and is a predicted model, not a curated record. Gene Ontology annotation, biological process: receptor internalization; receptor catabolic process; regulation of dendrite morphogenesis.
CUUGUGAAACUACAGAAGGCACAACUGAGGCACUCCCGAGGUCUGGCAAGAGCGAUUGUGCCUGUAUGGAGCAGUUGCCUCUGUAAAGAUCUAGAAGCUUGCUCCUACUUCAAAGAGGAAGAUCUGUGGGCUGUCAACUGGUGUCGGCAUAGAACUAUAUGUUAGUGGCUUUUCUUUAUGGUGCGUUUGACAUCUCAUGACUGUUAUUGUCUGAGGAUCUUCGGGAGGAAUGUUGGUUGUCACUGCUGCUAUUUUGGCUAUGUUCAACCGCUAAUGACGUCUUCUUUUAUUUGUUAAUUUCAUGAGCAGGUUUGCCAUGUUGUGCUUUUCAUUGGAUUCCUUGGAUUAGUAGGCUCGACUGCAUGGCACGACACCUGCGGUUGCAUUUCGCUUCAAGGAGAAGCAACACAGACCCUCUGUCAGAGAGCUGCAGCCAUGCCGAGGAGGCUGGGCUGACUGUUACCAGCCGUAGCUCCACCGAGGGCCUGGCGCACAGCUCUGUCCACAUGAAGUUGACUCCAGGACAGCUGGCCCUGGCUAUACCACCCUUGUCACCAGAGUACGGUCAUUUACAGCGGCACUCCACCGUAUUUAUCCCUAAGGUUAAUGGAAGCGGAGCGAGCAGAAAAAGCAUACUGCAGAUCUCUUUGCAGCCUUGCAAACAAAGCAGCGACGUGGAGAGCAGCACUGGAGAGGAUGGAGAGCUCGCGAGCUGUGAGGGUGGAAACGGGAGCAUGUCCGACGAAGGUUCCUGUAGCAGUAGCACGACGAGCGAUGCCGGUUACUGCAGCAGCAAUAGCAUCUCUGAACCGGACGUCCCAGAGCGCAAGGUGGCUCAGGAGAGGACCGUUUCACGGCGAAAGACGAGGGUACCCUUGCGUCGCUGCUCUUCUCUUGUGAUCUUUCCACAUAGCCCCUGUACGACGCCACCUACAUCCCCCGUUAGUCCAGUAGCAUCUCCCAUGAUUCCGCCACUCCCUCCAUCUGUGCGAAGUUCCUUUCAAACUUCUCAUCAGAUGCAUCUGUCUAGCACUGACCCAUCACAAGAUGACAUGAAGGGAUCCAUCACCACAGUAGUUAAUGGACUGCGGCUGUCUAAAACCAGCUGUACGUCAGCUGAGCACAGAGACGCCAAGCCCAUUGUACAUUUCAGUGUACCCCCGGAACAACCAUCAGGAACAGAACAAACGGAAAGACACUCCAGCGUUUUACUACACUUCGCAAACCAACGACCACUUCCUACAGGGAAAGGAAGUUCUGUCAAGACUAAGGUCAACGUUGACUGUUCUAAACCUCCUGAGGGCCCACAAUCAGACAGUGUACCAGAACCCCACAAGGUAAAGCUGUUCCGUAGCACCUCAGCGUGUAUGCUGCCAAGCGGAAGGUCGUCGUCGACUGAAAGGAGACACGACACUUGUCCAACAAGCAGUAAUUUGGAUAAACCCUCAAAAAAAGUUUCUCAUCACGUACUUCACAGAAGUAUCUCUCUGGAGGUACCCUGUGGUAACACGGAGAUAUCUUGUCAUGUUUUAAAUGCAGCACACAUAUACUCCAAGUACGGCCCUCCACAUGUACACAUCCUUGUAUGUCAUGGCACAGGUGCAAGAAUAUCAAACACUGUAAAGGAUUGCAGCACAAACGACAAAGAAGAUCAUGUUCCAACCUGCAUGGAGAGAAAUGCCACCACAAGAGAUGAUUUCCUCGGACAAGUGGAUGUUCCACUACAUCAGAUCCCAACAGAAAAUCCAAACAAUGAACGGCCGUACACUUUCAAGGACUUCCUGUUGCACCCGAGAAGUCAUAAGUCCAGGGUAAAAGGUCACCUGCGACUUAAGAUGACAUACCUGCCCAAAAACAGUGAUACGGAGGAUGACCCCGCUGAACAGAACGAGAAUCUGGAUCCUGGCUGGGAGUUUUUGGAGCCUCAUGAACUGUGUAGUCCACACCAGCCACACCAGCUGCCUGUGCUGCCCCCUGGCUGGGAGGAGAGGCAGGACAACCUGGGCCGAACCUUCUAUGUCAACCACGAAAGCAGAACCACCCAGUGGCACAGACCCACCAUACAGGAUAGUCAGAUAGACGAUGAACAAAGACAGGACACACACACCGAGUCUCAGCGCGCAUUCCUCACACGCAGACAAAUAUCUGAACAUGACGAAAACCAUGAGCGCAGAGAUUCGCCUGAGAGCUGGGAGAUCAUAACAGCAGAUGAGUCCACGCUCUAUAACAGCCACAGCGAGUGCUCGCCGCCACCGCCCCACUCUCCGAUGGAGUUCGCGGGAUUCUGCGAGGAGUUCAACAGACUGCAACCAGGAAGCGACAGACGCAUGUCCCUCACGCCACAAGGACAUAGCAGUCGCAGAGGAAGCGGGCAGACUCUAAUGGUGGAGGAGCAUCCAGUUCACCCUGUGUUAUUACCCACCUCUGCUGGUUUGCCUCCGGGCUGGGAGGAAAAGCAGGACAGUAAAGGGAGAAUGUAUUAUGUCAAUCACAACAGCAGAAUGACAACUUGGACACGCCCACUGAUUCAGUUCAUACAGCCGUCCUCAGAGGCGGCGGGUGGAGUCAUGACUCUCUCCCAGAAUCCCAUGGGCUAUGCUCCAUCCCUUCUGUCCCCGGACGUGUCGCCUCAGCACGCACAAGCUCACACGCCGGAGCACGCAGGGCUGAUGCCGAUAGGCUGGGAGGUACGCAGUGCGCCAAAUGGACGCCCGUUUUUCAUAGACCACAACUCUAAGACCACCACAUGGGAAGACCCCCGGCUGAAGGUUCCCAUGCACAUGAAGAGGAAAUUCUCCCUAGACCCCUCUGACCUCGGCCCCUUGCCGCCCGGUUGGGAGGAGAGGGUGCACAGUGAUGGCAGAAUAUUCUAUAUUGAUCACAACACAAAAACCACACAGUGGGAGGACCCAAGACUACAAAAUUCAGCCAUCACUGGUCCGGCUGUGCCUUACUCCAGAGACUAUAAACAGAAGUACGAUUACUUCCGCAAGAAACUCAAGAAACCAGCAGACAUCCCAAACCGCUUUGAGCUGAAUGUAAGACGGAACGCUGUUCUGGAGGACUCGUACCGGCGAAUUCUGUCUAUCAAACGACCAGAUCUGCUUAAGGCCCGUCUAUGGGUGGAUUUUGAGGGUGAGAAGGGACUGGACUAUGGGGGCGUGGCCAGAGAAUGGUUCUUUCUGAUAUCCAAGGAGAUGUUCAACCCGUAUUAUGGGCUGUUUGAGUACUCGGCCACUGAUAACUACACCCUACAGAUUAACCCCAACUCAGGUCUGUGUAAUGAGGACCACCUGUCUUACUUUAAGUUCAUUGGUCAGGUAGCUGGAAUGGCCGUUUAUCAUGGAAAGCUGUUGGACGCUUUCUUCAUUCGGCCCUUCUAUAAAAUGAUGCUGCAGAAGCCAAUCACGUUACAGGAUAUGGAGUCAGUGGACAGUGAAUACUUUAAUUCUCUAAGAUGGAUCUUGGAGAACGACCCCACAGACCUGGAUCUCAGAUUUACUAUCGACGAGGAGCUGUUUGGACAGACGCACCAGCAUGAACUGAAGCCAGGAGGCGCUGACAUCAUUGUCAAUGACAGCAACAAAAAGGAGUACAUUCAUCUAGUGAUGCAGUGGAGGUUUGUAGAUCGGAUUCAAAGACAGAUGACUGCCUUCAAAGAGGGUUUCUAUGAACUGAUUCCUCAGGACUUGAUCAAGAUAUUUGAUGAGAAUGAGCUGGAGUUGUUGAUGUGUGGGUUAGGUGAUGUGGAUGUUAAUGAUUGGAGAGAAAACACCAAAUAUAAAAAUGGCUACACCCCAAAUCACCCUGCCAUCAUUUGGUUCUGGAAGACUGUACUGCUGAUGGAUGCUGAGAAGCGAAUCCGUUUGCUGCAGUUUGUGACAGGCACGUCCCGUGUACCAAUGAACGGCUUUGCUGAACUCUACGGAUCCAACGGGCCACAGUUAUUUACCAUUGAGCAGUGGGGCGCUCGAGACAAACUGCCCCGAGCGCACACAUGUUUCAACCGGUUGGAUCUUCCUCCAUACGAAUCAUUCGAGGAGCUACGUGAGAAACUGCACAUGGCGAUUGAGAACGCUCAGGGCUUUGACGGUGUGGAUUAAAUGAGACUCGGGCUGCCACGGCAACACUGUCACCAUGGCGACAGCAUCACAACUGUCGGUUUUAAAGUGGGCAGCACACAUGUGCACAUGGCUCUGCAGGAAAUACGUGAGAAUGUCCAGUAAACUGACCUGAGAGCAGUUUUAGCAGCAGACAGGGUGAAUAUGGUGUUACAUAAAGCUGAUUUGGAGUCAUUCAGUUUCCCUAAUUAAGAAAAAAAAAUCAACAUAUUGAGGAUAGACAGAACUGUGUAAUGUGCUCUAUCACACAUCUGUUUGCUUAUGAUGUUUACAAAUUAACGUUUUGUAAUAUACUUCUGGAUACAGCUAUAAAGUAUGUUUCUAUGUACACUGUUUCUAAAUACCUAUAGAUUUUGAUCACAUCUAAAUAUUUUAGCAUAAUUUAGAAAUUGUGUAUUUCCGACAUGAGCUUUUAAUGUACACUUUAUAGUUACAGGGAAGGUGUGCACUAAAUGGUAAAAAAGGCCUUCUGAAAAUGUAUCAAAAUGCAGAAUACGAGACCAUUUUUUUAAUUUAUUUUUUUUCAUAAAUUCAAAUUUAUCCAAACAGGUCUUUUCUCAAUAUUUUAUCUUAAUCAGUUCUUCAUAUGACUACCUUUUACGUUUACAUUUUUUUUUUUUUUUUUUUUCCAGAAACCCCACUUUCUAAAAUCUAAUUGUUUGAUUAUUAUAAUCAAUCUUUUGUACUGGUUUUGAAGGUUUAAGCACUUUUCUAAAAACAGAGGUUUCAAGUCUUAUUGUGUAUAGAUCUAUCACCUCAGUCAAGCUCUUUUGUGACAAAUCAUUGCUUUAUAUCAUUUUUUUUUUAUUGUUUACAGCAUAAACACUGCUUAAAGUAAGCAUGUUUUAUUUCACAGAAAAAUAUAUCGGACUGUUAAAUUACAUUACCUUUAUUUGUAAUAUAAAACAAUUUGAUUUGAACUUUCUUUUAAUUGAGAAACACUAUGUCUAUACUGUUGUAUAAUUGCAUUCUGUUGCAUUCUUGGCUCUGAUGAGAGGGAAUUUUCAGAAAGUGUUUUCCAAAAGUAAAUUGUGUUGAUUUAAAUUGCCAUAUGUAUUUUUGAAAAAUUAAUUAAACAAAAACAUCUCUGCCCAUG